AACGACAAAACCAGAGGAGGCUGUUAAUAGACUUCACGGCAGCCGCCGCGAUAGGGUUUCCGGCGGUUGUCGUGACAUAGCCCACAUAAUCAAAAUGACUAACUUUUUCAUUUCACCACGUGCAUUGCACAAUUUUCACCUGCGGCUUCUCCUCGAUUCGAUUGAACGUUAACCUUGCCAUGUUUUUUUUGUUCACUAAUGGAUAUCACAUUCGAAUUACCCGUAUGGCUGGUGUGGUUUUACCAUUGCAUGGGUACAAUUUCCUUUCUACUGAACACAUUCACCAUCUACCUCGCCCUUUUUAAAAGCGAUACAAUCGACAAUUUUCGGUAUUGCAUUUUAGUUUUCCAGCUUCUAUGUACUCUAACGGACUUUUACUUGACAUUUCUUAUGCAGCCGAUCCCGUUGUUCCCUAUAAUCGCAGGAUAUUGCUCUGGGUUUCUGGCAGUUUAUCUGAAUGCUUCUACGCAUUAUUUGAUGGCGUUCAUGAUGGCUUCAAUGUCGGCACAAAUGGAAUGGCUCGUGUACUGUUUCAUCAAAAAACACCAGACUAUUGGAAAAAUAUUGAGUACACAUAUUAUUCCUGCAAAAUUAUUUUUUGUUGGUGAAGCCGGGAUCCCGGUUCUGCCGGUUGCGGUCUUUGUAUUGUACAGCAUGGCCGGAAUGGAUCGGGAAGAGCAAUUGGGCUAUGUUCUAGAGAACUAUCCCCAAUUCUUCGCCGGCUUCACCUCCCUCUCCAAUUUUGCAAUUUACACCCUGAACUUUUGGUUUCUGCUGAUCGCCGCCGUUUCCCUCAUCGGCGGCCUAAUCUGUGGCCUAGUUUUUACCUAUUCCACGUUGGACAUGUUCAAAAUGCUGAGAAGCGUUCAACGAAGGAUCUCCACUGCUAGCUAUAACCGCCACGAGGCCGCCGUAAAAAGUCUGCUGGCCCAGUUUUCGGUGACGUCACUGUGUGUGGGGCCUCCAGUGAUGUUCGUGGUGGUUGUGAUGAGCAAAUUCCGGUAUGCUCAGGUAACCGUGCAGCUUUUGCUGGCGAUUUUUGCGUCACAUUCGUCGGUUAAUGCGUUGGUGCUUGUGGCGACAACUCCUCCGUUCAGGAAUUUUGUUUUGAGAAAACCUCCAAAACGAAUAUUUGCUCUCAAUAUUUCUACGGUUUUGUAACUCGAAUUACUUAAAAUAUGAGGGUUUUUGUGAAUAAACUGUCGUUUUAACAUUAAAA
Messenger RNA from Caenorhabditis elegans, 1219 nucleotides. It is a transcript of the gene sri-40, whose product is annotated as Serpentine Receptor, class I. Bases 199 to 1161 code for a protein of 320 amino acids. The record is from RefSeq and is marked reviewed. Lineage: Eukaryota; Metazoa; Nematoda; Chromadorea; Rhabditida; Rhabditidae. The transcript is spliced from 5 exons.